AUGGAUUUUGUGACUUCCAGGGAGGUGGAGGCCUUCUCGAGUCUGGGGAUUGAGGUCGCUCGUAGAGGACUCACCGUCACGGGAGUGCCGGUGGGCUCUGACGCUUUUGUGGAGAGGAGCCUACCUGAGCGUCUGGAGAGCAUGAGGCGCGUGUUGCCGUGGCUUCCGAGACUGCGCCAGCCCCAGACAGCGGCCUGUCUACUUUCGGCAUGCGUCAGCACGCGACCGCAGUAUCUGGCGAGGACGGUCCCUCCGACCCCAACUAUCUACCUCCCCAUACGUCUAGGGGGUUUUGGCAUCCGACGCAUGGAGCAUAUCGCCCCGGCGAUCGACGACAUGACGGUACCUCACCACGUGGUGCGGUGCUCCCGCUUCGGCGUCGCCACGGUCAUCCACGAUGCCGUGAAAUACAUGCUUUGGGACUUUGCUUCUGAGGCAGGUUUCGCGUCAGGGGCACCGUGGGGUCAGCACCAGCAGCAGCAGGGUGGGCUCGGUCGAGGGGCUGAUGGGCAGGAGGGCCGAGAGGGGCACGAUGGGCUGGCUAGUGGGGGAGAGGAGGGGGGACAGCAGCAGCAGCGGCAGCAGCAGCAGCAGCAACAGCAGCAGCUAGGCCAGCAGGGGAAGGAGGGGCAGACCCGUAGGGGUGAGGAGAGGGGACAGCAUGGACAACAGCAGCAGCGGGGCCAGCAGGGGCAGGAGGGGCUAGCUAGUGGGGGAGAGGAGAGUGGACAGCAGCAGCAGCAGCCGCAGCGGCAGCAGCAGCACCGUCAGCGGCAGUAA
Closterium sp. NIES-65 is the source of this 780-nucleotide messenger RNA. The record is from the annotation of a GenBank genome assembly. Lineage: Eukaryota; Viridiplantae; Streptophyta; Zygnematophyceae; Desmidiales; Closteriaceae.